AGGGGCCCGUUGCCGGGAGACACCCGAGGGGGGCAAAAGCCGCUGGAGGCCGGGAAUGUGGCCCCCUUUGCCUCGGCCAGGGCAGGGCAUGUCGGUCCCAGGGGUGCUGCCCCUGCUUCUUCUCCUUGGCCCAGGACUUAUGGAAGCCUCUAAAUACCUUUACUCCGAAGUGGUGAUCCCACAAACGCUCGAUCCGAAAUCUGGCUUCUCCACUAAGAGAGAAGUGUCUUAUGUAAUUAGAAUUGAAGGAUCUGACAGAACUAUUCACCUUCGACAGAAAUUCUUUAUAUUUCGAAAUAUGCCUGUUUACUCCUUUAAUACAGAAGGAAAACGUCAAGUGCAGAACCCAUAUAUCCAGGUGGACUGCUAUUACGGAGGAUAUGUGGAAGCCUUGCCAGACUCCAACGUCAUCCUGUCUACCUGCCACGGGCUUUGGGGACAUAUACAGAUUGGACAAUUGCAGUAUGAGAUACAUCCUUUUGAGGGUUCCUCUACGCACCAACACUUUCUCUACCGCAUGGCCCCAGAGCAGCAGGAGCCAUGCAGAGGGAUCCCUGAUCCCCAGAAGCAGCUGCCGAGGCAUGAGAUAGAAUUUACUCCAGCCACAGUGUCCUCCGAGGAGAAGACAGAGUUCCCCGGAGCUGAUGCACCAUCCAGAUACCUAGAGUAUUUUGCUGUUUGCGACAAUUCCAUCUAUCAGCAGAAAAAGAAAAACGUGACUCAGGUGAUAUUGAUGGUGCUUCAGAUUCUAUCUGUCCUUCACAAUAUAUAUGACGACAUAGGUCUUCACGUUGUUUUGACAGGAGUAGAGGUGUGGACAAGGCAAGAUCUGGCAGGCAGCGAUGCCGGUUUGCAAGAUUUUCACGACUACGUCACCUCUGAGCUUCGGACCCAAGUCCAUUUUGACCACGCCUCUUUAUUCACGGCUGUGGGUCAACAUAAUUCCUUUGGGAACUCGUGGGAAGAACGUUUUUGCCUUCAGGAUCAUGUCUCAGUUUCUUCUGUCAGAACAUCCUUGUCUUUAACAGAUGACGGCGUAUCAGCCGCCCAUCAGCUGGGCCACGCAGUCUUUGGCUUUGUCCAUGACGACCUUCCAGAGCUUAAAGGCAGAAGGUGUGACUGCACCUGCACCUCGGAGCGUGGCCACUGCGUCAUGCAUUCAGCCGUUGCAGGGUGUCACCGAUUUAGUAACUGCAGCAAAAAUGCAUAUUACGAAUUCCUAGCAAACCGGGGGAAAUUUUGUUUGCUGAAUCUGCCUAGGGACUCGUUUGAAAGCUACUCUGAGAAUACAUUUAACAUAAAGAUGUGCGGAAACGGAGUGGUGGAAGGCGAGGAAGAAUGUGACUGUGGUAGGCCUGAGGACCUAAAAGAACUGCGGGACGUGGCUUCGCUAUCGGAAAGCAGAGUACAAGAACUGAAGAGGCUGGAGGAGUGCCAGAAAAAUAAUUGCUGCCAAGAGGAUUGCAGGCGGAAACCAAACGCAGUGUGUACUCAUGGACUCUGCUGUGACAACUGCAAGAUUGUCACCGAAGGGAAAGAAUGCCGGGAAGCGGCUUCUGAAUGUGAUUUCCCCGAAUACUGCAAUGGGGUUUCCUCCAAAUGCCCCCCGGAUGUGUACAAGCAAAAUGGGAUGCCGUGCGGCACCAAUGACAUCUGCUAUUCGGGGAAAUGCUUCAAUGCUCACCAGCAGUGCGAAGAGAUCUUUGGCAAAGGUGCAAAAAGUGCUCCGCUGAGUUGCUACAAAAAAGUCAACGUGAGAGGAGAUCGGAUUGGCAACUGCGGCAGGAAUAAAUUUGGGUACAAGAAAUGCAAAGAAGAAGAUGUCCUUUGCGGAAGGAUCCAAUGCAUCAACAUCAAUAAAAUCCCAAGAUUCGCAGCUGAACAAUCUGUAGUUCAGACUCCCACGGACAAUCUAUUGUGUUGGGGCAUAGUUUCCCACAAAGGGGAUGACAUGCACGACGCUGGAGCGAUAGCAGACGGAUCAGUGUGUGGUGACAACAAGAUAUGCAUAAAAAGAGAAUGCGUUGACCUGAAAGUUCUGAAUUAUGAUUGCAAUUUCACAAGAUGUAACAACCAGGGGUUCUGCAACAGCAACAAGAACUGCCACUGCAGUUACGGAUGGGCCCCUCCCUAUUGUGCUGGCAAGGGAUUUGGAGGAAGCCUGGACAGCGGUCCUGCUCCGGAACUAUCGAACACCAGGAGGUUUGUAAUGUUGAGUUCUAUGCUUGGGAUUGGUGUGCUUUUGCUGGCUACUGUUAUAAUGUUCAGGAACUCUAUACAGACCUGGUUUGGAAGACUAAUCAGUGAUAGAAUAUCUCCGAAACCUAUCGAUUCUGCUUCGGAAAGUACUGAGCAGCUCAGUGAUGAAGAGGAACAGAGUGACUGACACACCAUCCCUCUGUAACCUUGCGGAGGACGCUGCCCAGGGGUCAACGGAGAGCCAACAAUCAACAGAGGGCAUGUUGCUCUGCUGCGGACUUGAGUCUGGCUGACUCAUGCAGCAGAAGACAUUUCUCAUACCUGAAGAUUGUGGAGGAGCGUGUGGUGGAGAAGGGAGGGCGCUCCCUCUGCCUGCUGCUUCCCGGCUCCUCACCCAGCACCCUCUUCCGCUACUGAAUCUCUUGUUUCUUUGCCCAAUCUCAUCAUUUGCCUUUGAACAAAGUGUUCCGUCUUCCAAUGCUGUAUAUAUGGUGUGCUCCAGGCACAAAUCGACACUUCAGUUCUGAGAAAUAAAUCACACAUCAACCUCA
Molecule: messenger RNA, 2750 nt
Organism: Podarcis raffonei (Aeolian wall lizard)
Lineage: Eukaryota; Metazoa; Chordata; Lepidosauria; Squamata; Lacertidae
Product: disintegrin and metalloproteinase domain-containing protein 9-like
Exons: 23
Coding region: 56-2386 (776 amino acids)
Biological process (GO): proteolysis
Molecular function (GO): metalloendopeptidase activity
Source: RefSeq, a predicted model, not a curated record